AUGGACGUGGCGAGCAGUUCGAACAGCACGAAUUCACAACAGAACAAGCUCACACCCUCAACCUCGUUGCCUAACACCAGCGGCGGCGAUAAACAAGUCCUGGCGAACAGCAGGUCAGCGGAACUAAGGCCGGAAAGUAAUGGUAAGAAGACGUUAAUUUGUUUAUUUUGAUUUUAAAAAAAGUUCAAAUUAUUUUUUUUGUAUUUAUUGUUUACUGGUUGAUCUUUGAUUUAAAUUUUGAUGCACUGGUACUGCAAAGAUUGCUUUGAAAAAGGAAAAAGAUGGCUAGACAGGAACUUUGCUACAGAUUUUUUAAGAAAGUAGGGGGGGGUGGGGGGGGAGGGAGGUAGACGUCAAAAUUUUUUUUGGUUCACAGGUAGCCUGUGUACCCAUGUUUUAAAAAAAUAAUUGUGUAGGGGAGGGAAUUCACUCUUCAUUCACAACUCAAAGGCCUAUAUGGCAAGGUUAAGCAAGAAAAGGAGCUGGUUUACAAGCUAUAGCUAGCUAUAAUAUGAUGCUUGUGAACUUUAUACAUGACUUGAGAGUUAAAGAUGUAUAGUGCACUCUAAGACGUUGAAAAAUGGGUUUGUUCUUGUUGGUUUGGGGUAGGUUAGGUUAAAGUUGAGUAGAGUAGAGUAGGUUACAGUAGAGUACAGUAGAAUAGAGUAGGAUAAUGUAGCAUCGGGUUGAGUAAGAUAGCUUCUUUUCUCUUAUUAUAUGUUAUUAAGUAUGAUUAUUGUUCACAUCUGUUUUUUCACAUUUAUAAAAAGGCUUUUCAAUGUAAGCGUGACAAAGUUGGUGGCUUUUUGAAAAUUAGCUUUAUUAGGAAAUUCCCGGCCAUAAAUCUGAAACCUCAACUUUUACGUUAUGAAGAAAUAACGUUUUCUAGCCAUAAGUUAGCUUCAACGUACUUUUUCUCACAAUAGGCCGGGUGGCAGAAUUAAAAAAAUCAUCAUUUUGUCAUUUUUUUUUGAAGAGGGGGGGGGAGGGGUUGGAAGCCUAUUUUUUUUUGUUUUACAAGUAGCUUGUUCACCCAGUUUUCAUGAAAUGGUUCCUUAAUUGUCUUUUAUAAAGCAUAGGCAUAGACUGUAGGUUUGGCUUGGGCAUAGGACUAGGUAUAUAAUUAGGGCAAUGUUUAGGCUGACAUUCAAACGUAAGUUGGCUAGGCUUAUGCUUGGAAUAUUGUUCCCUAAUUCUGCCCAGUUGUAAAAAAGAGGGCGGAUUUACCUCUAAUCAACACUCCACCUCCCCCCCCCUCCUCUGGCUACGUCCCUGAAACCCCCCCCCCUCCUCUGGCUACGUUUCUGACUCUCCCCUCAUCCCUCCUCUGGAUACGUCGCUGACUCUUCCCUCCCCUCCUUAGCUAAGACUCUGUUUUCUGUCUACAACUCUCUUGUUAUGCUAGUCUGUACUCAAAUAUAGCUAUAAAACCGGCCAAAUCACUAUUCCCUUCAACUCAAAUUAAGCCCAAAACAAUGUUUUUGCCAUAACAUGUACAAGUACGGAAUGGUGUUGGGCCAACAUACGCUUAAAGAAUUUGAUAUUCCGUUUUUUGUGUAUUAUCUAUUGUUUCGGCGCGUUCGUUUUACUGCCUUAAGUCCCAGCAGAGGCAUUCUUCUAAUAAAAAGAACAACAACUUGGCCCCGCGGAAUGAAUAAUCUCACUCAUUUUGAGGCAAACUGGGACUUGUUGCGCUUUUAGGUACUAGUAACUAUGUUUUUGGGUUAUCAAUAUGUGAUUUUUGGUUUAAAAAAUUUUUGGAGUUUUAAAUUUUUUGAUUAUGGUAAAGAUAAUACAAGGUUGUGGUCAAGGUAAAGGUAGAAGACAAGUAUGACAAGGAUAGAGCAGAGGUAUUAUAAGGGUAAAGCAAGUGUACGAUAAGAGUGGGGCAAAUAUAUGAUAAAGCUCAAACAAGAGUAGAGUAAGGAAUGGUAAGGGUAGGACAAGAUCAUGAUAGAAGUAAGACAAGCGUAUGGUAACGGCAGGCCAAAUGUAUGCUAUGCGAAGGGCAAGGGUAGACAAAAGUAUGAUAAGGGUGUGGUAAUGGCAGGACAAGAAGGAAGGAAGGGCAGCGAUAAGAAACGCCAGAUAGGGGUACAGAAGAAUAAGAAAGGGACAGUACAGGAGUGUAGUUUUGGGUAGGGUGGGGAUAUGGAAAGGGUAGGGUAGGGUAUGGAUAUGAAAAGGGUAGGGUAAGUUAUGGAAUAGUACGAGUAUGGCAGGGCAGGACAGGGAAGGGCAAGUUAUGGUAUAGUACGGGCAGGGCAGGGUAAGGUAGGAAUGGUAAGGUAGAGUAGGGUAGGGUAGGGUAGAAUACGGUAGGGUAGGGUAGAAUACGGUAGGGUAAGGUAGGGUUGAGUAGCAGGGUAGGGUAGCCUAGACUAGCUGGCCUUCUCUAACAUAAUAUAUAUGACUAAGUAUGAGUAUUGUCCAAAUCCGCUCAAAAAAAAUAUCUAAACCCACAAGCUAUAUAUUAUUCAGUGUGUGCUUAUUAUAAAAUCAGUUGUUGAAUGGGUUAUGUCAAACAUGUUUUGUUUUGAUAUUUUUGAACUUUUGGUCUUAUAUCUAUUCACUUAGGGAUGGGGUAAAAAGUGCAGGUGUAGUCAAAUAUAGUAGAGGGGGGGGGGGAAGGAAGAGAUAAAACUUUAAGAAAUUUUAUAUACCUUUUGUAUAUAUCUUUGCCAUAGCCAUGUUAUAAACAUAAAUUUUGUUUUUAUUUGUCCUUUUGACCUCACCAUCCCCUGAGUACUAUAAUUUUCAAAAAUCAACCUUCUUUUUGUCAUAAAUAUUUCUUGUCUCAAAAUUAAAUUUUACUUCUAAGCCUAACGUAUAGCCAAAAGUAUUGUUACUCAAGCCUACCAAACAUUUUUAGACUUUUUCUUUUCGAAACUGUCAAAAAUUGAAACUUGUGUUAUCGCCAAGUUUCAUAUUUUUAAACAACUUGAGAGUUUUUGUAAUUCAGCGGGGAAUUGGGGGGAUAGAUCUUGCCUUGUUUCAAAUAUGUCUUAUAUGACUUUCAUAAAACGUUCAAAAUAGCCGUUUGAGCACACGGGGCCUUUGUUUUUGGUUUGGGAGAAUCUUUUAUGGUUUUGUAAGCUGUGGUAUACCUUAUGUAUAUAUCUAUGCUUAGGCAUAAUCUCAGGCGUAAGGUUUGGCUUACCGGUUAUCUUUGAGGCUUAUUCUUAGGUUUGUGCUUAAGCUUAGGCUUAAGGUUUGGCUCAGAGUUUUGCUUAAGUUUAUUCUUAGGACUGUGCUGAAGCUUAGGCUUAUACAGAUCCUUAGGCUUAGUGUUAGGUUUAUAUUUAGGGUUAGGCUUUUUCUUUGGCUUAGGCUUUGGAUUAGGCUUAGUCUUCACCUGAGGCUUAUGUUUAAGCUUGAGUUUUAGGAUUAGGCUUAAACUUAGGCUGAUUUAUAUUGAGGCUUGAGUGAAGGCUUAGGUUGUGACUUUGACUUUAAAAUAGGCUGAGGUUAAGGCUUUAGCUUAGGCUUAGGAUUAGGCUUAGGCUUAGGCUUAGACUUAGACUUAGACUUAGACUUAGACUUAUGCUUAGGCUUAGGCUUAGGUUUAGACUUAGGCUUUGGCUUAGGCUCACGUUCUGUACACUUUAUUAUCGAUCGGUUGCUCGCGGAAAAAUCGUUUCAAAUUGCCAUUCUCGGAGUAAUUUGUUGGGUCGUUUUACACCGAGGCAAAUGUUAUAUAAAGCCGUAAUGUUAAGUAAGAAAAAAUUGCGCAACUUAGUUUCUUGCAAUUUCUCUAAGGCUAUAUUAUUAUAACGUGACGUUAGGUAACAAAACACAAUUUUUUCCAAUUUUCAUGUUUUUUCUUAAUCCAUUGUUACCAUUUUUGAUCUAAUAACUUUAUUCUUCAGACCUCUCCUUCAAACCAGAUCCUCCGAAACGAACGUCGGUACCACCGUCUGGUUCAGAGCCUCCGGCCGAAGAUCGAAAAAAGAGCCGUGCGGUUUCAGAAUCCGGUGAAAGCACCAACAACAACACGCCACAAGAACGCAACAAUAACGACAUGAAUCGGGGAGAAGAUGAAACGGUACCAUUGCUACAGAAACCGUCAAUUAGCUCCAUGAAUGAACCUGCCACGCGACCAGCCUCCAGCUCUUCCAACACUAGUUGUCGUGGGUUUUUAGACGAAAUUUUUUGAAAAGUAAAAUUUUUGAACAUUUUUAUUAACUGUUAGCAAUGUUUAAAAACAUGGCAUGGAAUAGCAAAGAGGUUUCGCAAUUUCAUUACUAUUUCUGAGGGUCCCGAAGCGAAAAUCUGUUUUCUUGGCAUAACGUUUCAAGCGUAUUUUGGAGCCGGCUAGCUAGGAUUGGGACAUUUUAUGAUGCUUGAAACAAUUUUUUUUUAAUUUAAAGUUUUAUCUUCCUUUUUAUAAAUCAUUUUUUUUGUCAAAAUUUUUGACACGGCGUCCCGUAAAAGUACUGUAACUUUAUUAUUAUAUAUUUCGAAAUUAUGUUUUUUGCUAUAGCUGGUCAAAUUGAAUAAGCUACGUUUUCUUGAUUUUCAAGUUUGUACCUGUUUUUUAAAAAAAGUUAUGGCGCAAAAACUGAGAAGUUUACUGAAAAACUGGGAAAAAGCGGAGUGGGGUGGCUUUAACUUACUGUAACUUCGAAAUUAUCGCGAACUUUGAAGUUCGGUUUAUCACGUUAGUUAGCCAAUUGAAUAAGCUACAUUUACACCAAAUUUUAGCUUUUUAUCUAAUUUGGCAACAGAGUUCUGAUUAAAACAAGUUAUCUUAUCCCUGCGCUCUCUGGAUAACUUCAAUAUUUUAUCAAAUUUUGCUCAAUUUUUACAUUUUUACUAACAUUUUUGACUGGUUCUAAUACGAAUAAAUUAAAAUAAUGUUGUAUCCUUGUUUUAUAGUGUUCAUUUCAGUGCGAACAUCAGCGGUAAAUACUCCAACGCCACCUCCAUCCGGAGGACAAGUUCAGAAACGAGUCGGGAUCAAUGAACCGCCAACCUCCGUGGCUUCAGCGCUGCCAAAUCGAUUUGCUCAUCACAAAAGGUUAAAAGUAAGUUGGUUUUGAGUUUUUUCUUUGAUUUUAGGUAACAAUCUUAGGAUUGGUCAUGUGAAAUGGCAUGAUUUGUUAUCUAAAUUUAAUAUUUUUUGGAUUUUGUUACCUAAAAUAUAAUUUUUAAUUGAUUUGUCAUUUAAAAAGUUAUUUUUUAAGGUUUUGUUACCUAAAAUGCUAUUGUUUUGGAGUGUUGUUACCUAUAAUGUUAUUUUAUAUUCAUUUGUUACCUAAAUUUGUAUUUUUCAGUUUGUUACCUAAAAUAAUAUUUUUCUUGAAUGUGCUACCUAAAAUACAAUUUUUUAAAACUUCUGUUGCCUAAAAUUCCACUUUUUUUAGAAAUACGCCUCCGAAACGAGUUUUGGUCUUUCACCCGGUGCCCCAAUAGUACCACGUCAGCUAGCACGAAUCGACCCUAUCGAACCUCCUCCAGCUAAUUCCCAGCCCUCAAGUCGCAACAACUCGGACGCUGGAGGUCACGACGUUCGAACACCAGGUCGAGUCUUUCACGUUCGUACCACCGGCCCCAAUUAUCAACAGGCCAGUCGUACGGCCGGAAAUGGCAGUACUGUAGCCAAUAAGGUACAUCGUCGUCGUCAGGAUUCAGACGAUGCUUCUGGUAGCGUGGGGUCCGAAACCACCGUAGCUAGUGGUACUAUAACGCCGGUAUCUCGUCGUAUGUUGAGGUUCAAGUUGAGGCGGCCGAAAAGUACCGGGAGUAUGGGGAAUCAACAGGAUACGUUGGGCCAAGGAGAUACUUAUCAUUCUACUGGCAAUCCUUAUGAUCCCAGCUUCACGUCGGCUACGAUACAUUCACUGGAGUCGAAUCAACAACAGAUAUUUCAGGAUGUGGAGGAGCGAAGAGCGUCGAAUUUUUAUAUCUUCGAUGAUGAUAGUACUCAUGAGUUCGAUGAUGAAGUUCAAGGUAGGGGAGAUUUUUGGAUUUUUUUUUUAACUUUGGAAUUUUGUAAAAAAAUUUAAAUUAAAAAAAUAAAAUUUUAAAGUAAAAAUUUUAAAAAAUAUUUUCUGUCAAACGACAUGAAACUACAAUAAUAUCAUGCAAUGUACUACAAAUCUAACACGUUACAACAAGAACCAGCUAUUAAUUCAAAAACAAACGAUAAUUGAAAUUUUAUUUUUGACUUUUUAAUUUUUUUAAAGUCGCAAUGCCUCAGGUUUAGUAGGCCUAUUUUUUGGUAGACCGGUGCUUUCUUUUACUAAUAUAUUUUGCUUUGUAUGGACAUAUAUUGACUUUAAUAGCCAUAGAAAUGAGUUAGAUACAUAUCGUUGGCUACAGCCAUAUACGGCUUACAUGCACCGUAG
Molecule: messenger RNA, 6350 nt
Organism: Bursaphelenchus okinawaensis
Lineage: Eukaryota; Metazoa; Nematoda; Chromadorea; Rhabditida; Aphelenchoididae
Source: the annotation of a GenBank genome assembly